This is a messenger RNA of Suillus fuscotomentosus, 3209 nucleotides long. RefSeq lists its product as uncharacterized. The transcript has 3 exons. Lineage: Eukaryota; Fungi; Basidiomycota; Agaricomycetes; Boletales; Suillaceae. Bases 88 to 3114 code for a protein of 1008 amino acids. The record is from RefSeq and is a predicted model, not a curated record.
CACGCCAAGCAGAACGCGGAGUCCACGCAUUCUCAUGCAGACAGUGACUGUGCUGAGCGAGUUUUUCCUCAGUCCAAGCCCGCAGGCAUGAUUAUGGGCAAGCAUGUCAGUCAUGAUCCGGAUCUAGUAGAGGAUGAUCCAGCCCCAGAGGUAGAGCACACGAUAGUAUCACCACUUGACGCCUUGCGUUCUGUUACCCUUGACUCACCGAAACAUACCCACGCUCGAGAGGCACGCACUGGCAAUCACACUCAACCACUUCCGCAGAUACCAGCAGUCAGCUCUCCGAUCACGCAUGUCAGGGAUGCAUUGACCGCCCCGCUGCCCAUUCUACCUGCGUCCAGUUCCGCUCCUGAUUCAAUCACUAUGGUCAUUCCACUUAAUGACUCACCGUCUCGUACUCUUGCGCACAAGAGCAGCGCACCGCAAUUUCCAACACUUCGCGCUCCAUCUCCUCUACGUAAGUCGAUGCGCGUCGUAGGAGAACCAUCUACGGGCGCUGGGAAUUUUGCGUCAGCUGCUCCAGCACAAGCGCAACCUUCCGCACUGGGCAAACGUACGUCGUGGCUAAUGAAGGCUAGAGAAGUGAAAGCCAUGGAAGGCAUCGUGCAUAAUAAGGCAAGCAUUCUCGGCCCUGGUGUCGGCGCAAUGGGUCCCUCUGGCAACACCGUUGCUCCUUUGAAGCGGAAAAGUGGUGACAUGGCUGCUGCACCUUUAGCUUCAGACAAGACCAGCGAGGGGCGUAGAGCGAAAGUGGCAAAGGCCUCCAAGUCUGAUUCUGCUCCACAAAAUUUGAAGGACCCACCUUUGAACCAGGGGGCAGCUAUGCCGACUGAGACUCCUUCAUCCACCCUGGUGCCGACUAGAGCUAUGCAUCUCCCUGAGGAGCACUGGGAACCACUGAACGACAAGGAGGAAGAAGCUAGUUUCAUUGGGGUGUUCAAACGUACAGUUGAAGGUCUUGGUGCUCGCGCGGGUAAAAGCAUGGGGAAGUCCCUCGGUGGUGGUGUGGCAGCCGCUGCACUUGCUGAAGCUCGUGCUGCCGCAGAAGCGAGAGUAGCAGAGAGGAACAAGAUCAAUGAAGAACAGGUCACGGAGUCAGAAGACUUCUCCACGCUAAACGCUAAAGAAUCCCAGCCGGCAACUGCAGAUGUUCACUCUGACAUCGUGACUAAUGAGAGCCCGGUAGCCCUUCAAUCUGUGUCUGCAGCGGAUGAGAGUGUCUCAACAACCCCACCCAACUCCCCACCUCCCACCCGUACUUCUGGCUCCAGCUUCGUUCCUCCUCCUGGUCCAGUGUUUAAUAGGCAACCUCCUCCAGUGUUCAUGCCUCCUAUCUUGAAGCAGAUCGCACCCCUCGCAAAAGAAUUCUCUUUCAAUUUGCCAGCAACAACCUUUACGCUUCCUUCACCAAUAUCCCUGGGUCUAGCGGCAAGACUUACAUCGUCUCCUUCGUCGCGUCUUCCACAGGCAGGCGGUAUGCAACAAUCUUCGCAAUUAAACACAUUGUCGGAUGCUGUCUUUGAUCAAGUGGAGGACAUUCCAGCCUGGAUGCCCUCUACCCAAGACGCUGAAUACGCAGAUGGUUCAGAAUCCCAGAUCCAUCGGGCAAAAUUUGCUACACUUGAAGAUGACGAUGAUGAUAGUUGGCCUCUUGAGGAGAAGUUGGCCGCAAGCGAACAGGGAUGGACUGCUUUCAACUUCAAUAACAAGGAGGACAGCAUGACAUGGAGUUCACUUCCUACCGAAUCUCAGGGACUCACCAGAACCAGAAGUGACCUGACUGGUAAUUCAGUGAGAAACGCAGUGCAGCGAGAUGAGGGGUCCAUAAUCCCCAGUACCUUGCCCAUGGAUAUACAUGGUGAUGCGGCUCAGCUUCAGGACAAUGAAUCCAAUGUCUCCGAACCGGAAGCCGACCCAGAGUCAAUUAUGUAUACGAGCGAUCUGGGCAAUGUCCUCAAGGCUGGCCAGCCGACUAUUACUCUUAUUGAGUCUGGUGGCAUUCCGCGAAGUGAGAGCCAAUUAUCCAUGGCUUCAACGUCUUCGUCUUCCCAGCAAUCACAGGCUGGAUUCUUCGGUCAAGCCACAAAGCUCGUCAAUAGUAUGCUUGGUACGGGCAAAAAGGCCAAGCCAGAGGUUAAGAGCCUACAGCUUGCAGCUGCGGCUGCGAAGAAGCAAGAAGAAGAAGCCAACAAAAAGGCCACCCGUCUCAAGGAGAUGGAGGCGAGGCGCCAGGCAGCACUUGCUCGCAAAGCAGAUGAAGAGAAGUCACGUGCUGUUGAGGAGGAAAAAAAGAUCAAGGAGGAAUCCGAGAAGCGCAAACGCGAGCGCGACGAGACUACGGAAAAGCGGCCUCUCAAAACUGCUGUGCUUAAGAAGACGGAGGAAGACGCGACGAAGAAGCGGAAGAUCACCAUCGACGAUAAGAAACCCGAAGUUAAAAAGCCGCCUUCAAAAGACAAGAAGGAUACUCUUCCUUCCAAGUUGGCGAAAUCCAGUUUGGUCACUCCUGCAGCAAAAGUUGGUUCUGCUUCCAAGAACAUCAAGGUCCCCGUGUCAUCUGCGCUUGUGUCAUCUGCGACCUAUAAUGCCUCGCAGAAUGUCGCUGGGUCAUCAGCAGUUAAAUCUGCAACUACCGAAGUGAAAUCUACCAAAGUUGGUCCUCCCAAGGGAAAAGCUAAGGUUGCACCACAGGAGAACGAAGAUAAGCUUCCGUCCGCCAUGGUGCAGAAUCAGAUGGCAGCACGUGCGAUGGCCCAGAUACGGGCAGCUAAGCAACAGCCACCUGAAGUUCCCAGCGAGAGUAUUGAACUUCCUGACAUUAACAGCGAAUACUCUGACUCGGAAGAUGAAGAUCGGCCACGGACGUUUGAUCCUCCUGAUUGGGCCCAGUCACCGGAGCUCCGACAGGCGUUGCAAACGCAAAGCACAGUUAACCCAGAUGACAUAUUCGGAGCGAUACGGCCACUGCGAAUGGAGGAGUUGUUCAGGACGAGACAGAGCCGGUUUAGAGCACGGACGAGUUCAGCAAAUUGGUCAGGUUCGGACCGACUGACGGUUGAAGAGGAACGAGAGUAUGCCCGUCGCAUGGGAUUUACCAAACAUGUAUCCUGACCCUGUAUCACCAUUUAUCUCUUCUUUUCGACAUGCAUGUACCACACAUCCUUGGUUUCGUGCAGUAUAUUUAUUUCCUCGCUUCAGUAGCAAAA